Helobdella robusta is the source of this 489-nucleotide messenger RNA. RefSeq lists its product as hypothetical. NCBI's taxonomy places the organism in Eukaryota, Metazoa, Annelida, Clitellata, Rhynchobdellida, Glossiphoniidae. The coding region runs from base 1 to 489 and encodes 162 amino acids. The transcript has 2 exons. The record is from RefSeq and is a predicted model, not a curated record.
AUGUUCAGGGCCGGAGCAAGCGUAUUUGCAAGGGGAGGGGCGAAACUCAGUGUGCCACCACCACCGCCUCGUUUUUAUUAUGCUACUACCGAACAGGAAGUGAUAAUGUCAGGAGCAAUGAUGACGAGCAUCGCGCAAACGACUUUACUCAAACGCCAACAAAUCAUUUUCAAACCUGGGAUCGUGGCUGUUACUAUCUGCAACGACAACCUCAACAACAUCAACAAAAACAACAUCAUCAAAAACAACGACAUUAUUAUCAUCAACUACCGCAACUUUAUCAACAACAACAACUACUACAAAAUAAUUUUAUUUCACCACAGCAGCAACAGCAUUAUCAUCUUCAACAACAACAUCAUCAACAACAACAACAACAACAUCAACAACAUCAACAACGUCAACAACAACAACAACAAUUACGAGAACAAUUGUUUCGGAGCACGUGUGAAAAUUUUGCGAGAGAGCGCGAAAGAAGGAACAUUCCUCUGA